AUGCCCAGUGUCGAAAAGAUUCAUGAGUUGCUUAAUUUGGAUAAGUUGGAGCCACAAAAUGGCAAAUCCAGUACAAAAAGAGAGGAAGAUACCUUGAAUUUAAAGGUUACAACUCAACGAAAAUUGAAAUGGGUCAAGGUGGCCAAAGAAACUUCAGAUUUUACUCAAGCUUCAGAUGUGUCACUUAAUGUAAGAAGUCUAGCUAAGGGUACCAAAUUGCGUAUAAAAGAAAAGUCGACAAUUAAAGUGUCUAGCAAGCCAGUGAAACAGUUGAAAUUCCACCAGAGUGGAAACAUAAUCUUAUCACUGUCUACAAAUUUAUCUUUGGUGAAUGUCAACUCUAAAUCACAGCAGUGCAUAAGCAUUGACAAAUUCAGCGCAAUUGAUACCUGUUUCACUUGCAGCGGCGAUGCGCUGUAUAUCUUAGGGAGACGUUCUUUAGUUAUUCACGACCUUCAUGGCACUUACAGGCAAAUUUCUGGAUUUGGAACUCACAAACUUCUAAAAAUCACAGCUAAUAUGGGCGACAAAAACUUGUAUUCCAUAGUUACAGAUGACAGGUUGGCCAUGUUGUACGACACAAGAGCUGGGAACACAAUAUCUAAGUUUCGUAUGAAAUCAGAUUGUAAGGGAAUUGGUUUUGCUCCAAGAUCAAGCAAUUUGAUAUCAAUAGACACAGAUGGUUGUCUAUACAAAUGGGAUUAUGUCGCAAAUAAGAUGGAGGAAAUGGUUACAAUUGACGAAUUGUAUAAACCAACAACUCUAGCUAUUUCUGAUACAGCAGUAUCUGCUGUAGGCACUGAAAGUGGGUACUUGGGUCUAAUAGAUAUUUGCACACCUGGUUUAAAACUGAUUAAGUGUUUCGGUAACUUGACUACGGAAAUCACAAGCACUGCGAUUACUGGAAAUGGUCGUGUCGUUGCCGUUUAUUGUUCUCCGCAUAAGUCCAAUGGGAUACGUAUGGUGGAUGUAAAUUCACAAAAAAUACACUUAGAAUGGCCAAACCAAAAAAGCACCCUUGGCAGAGUGUACAGUGUGGCCUUGGGUAAGUAUUUGGCUCUAGGUAACAAAAAUGGUUUAGUCAAAGUGUAUAGCGUUAAAUAA
Molecule: messenger RNA, 1104 nt
Organism: Babesia microti strain RI
Lineage: Eukaryota; Apicomplexa; Aconoidasida; Piroplasmida; Babesiidae
Product: UTP18, U3 small nucleolar RNA-associated protein 18
Exons: 3
Coding region: 1-1104 (367 amino acids)
Biological process (GO): rRNA processing
Cellular component (GO): Pwp2p-containing subcomplex of 90S preribosome; small-subunit processome
Molecular function (GO): protein binding
Source: RefSeq, a predicted model, not a curated record